Molecule: messenger RNA, 1637 nt
Organism: Eurytemora carolleeae
Lineage: Eukaryota; Metazoa; Arthropoda; Copepoda; Calanoida; Temoridae
Product: zinc finger protein ZFAT
Exons: 2
Coding region: 1-1134 (377 amino acids)
Biological process (GO): regulation of transcription by RNA polymerase II
Cellular component (GO): nucleus
Molecular function (GO): DNA-binding transcription factor activity, RNA polymerase II-specific; RNA polymerase II transcription regulatory region sequence-specific DNA binding
Source: RefSeq, a predicted model, not a curated record
AUGGCUGGAAUUAUAAAGGAGGAAAUGGAAAUUGAAAAUAUUGAGAUUAAAGAAGAGAUUCCAGAAGAUAUCCUUCCAUCCCCUUCUGAAGCGGAAACAUGCAAAGUUUAUAUAAAGGAGGAAGAUGUCAAGGUGGAAAAUACUGAAACUAAAGGAAGAGGAUCCUCUGCUGGUUGGAUCAAAGAUAACCAAAAAGAGGAACUAGAAGGAGUAAGAUAUCCAUGUGAUAAAUGUGAGUAUUCUGCAACCAGCCGAAGUAAUCUCAGAGAACAUAUUAAGAUUAAACAUGAAGGAGUGAGAUAUCCAUGUGAUAAAUGUGAGUAUUCGGCCAACAGCCGAGGUAUACUCAGAGAACAUAUAUUGAAUAAACAUGAAGGAGUUAAAUAUCCAUGUGAUAAAUGUGAGUAUUUGGCCACCAGCCGAAGUAAUCUCAGAGGACAUAUCAAGAAUAUACAUGAAGGAGUGAAAUAUCCAUGUGAUAAAUGUGAGUAUUUGGCCACCAGGCGAAGUAAACUCAGAGAACAUAUAUUGAAUAAACAUGAAGGAGUGAAAUAUCCAUGUGAUAAAUGUGAGUAUUCGGCCAACAGCCGAAGUAAUCUCAGAGAACAUAUCAAGAAUAAACAUGAAGGACUGAUAUAUAUAUGUGAUAAAUGUGAGUAUUCUGUAAGCAGUCAACGUAAUCUCAGAGAACAUAUCAAGAAUAAGCAUGAAGGAGUGAUAUAUACAUGUGAUAAAUGUGAGUAUUCUGUAAGCAGCCAACGUAAUCUCAGAGGACAUAUCAAGAAUAAGCAUGAAGGAGUGAUAUAUACAUGUGAUAAAUGUGAGUAUUCUGCAAGCAGCCAACGUAAUCUCAGAGGACAUAUUAAGCGUAAACAUGAAGAAGUGAGAUACCAAUGUGAUAAAUGUGAAUUUGUAUCAACUACCGUAAGGAAUCUUAGUUUGCAUAUCAAAAGUAAACAUGAAGGAUUAAGAUAUCCAUGUGAUGAAUGUGUCGAGUUUACUGCAGCUACACUAAGUCAUCUUAGCAUACAUUUUGAGAUCAAACAUGAGGGUUUAAGAUAUUCUUGCAAUAAAUGUGAAUAUGUUGCAUCUCAAGAAAAUCAUCUUUUAAUUCAUAUUGAGAUUAAACACUAGGGAGGGAAAAAUCCUUGUAAUACAUGUGAGCACAACGCAACUAAUUUAAGCAUCUUAAAAAUGCAUGUUAACAGUAAACAUAAAGGAGUAUAAUAUCCAGGUAAUAAAUAAUCCUUGCAAUGAUGUGAGUACGCUGCAACUAAAAAUAGCAUUCUAAGAACCCAUAUUAGGAUUAAAGAUUGAUUGUGUUAUUGAGUAAGAUAUCCAUAUGAUUCAUGUGAAUAUGUUAACAUUGAGAGCAAACAUUAAAGAGUGAGAUAUCCUUGUGAAAUAGUUGGUUGAUAAUAAAUACAUCAAAUAGUUUGGAAAUGUCAAUAGAUUAUUAUUAUAUCAUAUUUGUGAGGUUCCAUGGGCACAUACCCGAGAAAUUAUAUUAAAAAAUAAUUUUGGUGAAAUCCGACUAUUUCAAGUUGGAACAGUUCACAUUAUGAGAGGUUGCAAAUAAGUUUUAUGCUCUUGUUCUGACUAUCACUGUUUUUUUAUUUUUCUAAUGUUAAAAUGUA